AUGAUCAUCAUCUCCUUCUUCUUCUUCACCUUUUUUCUUCUUCUCCACCUUCUUUUUCUUCUUCUUCGUCUCCUUCUUCUUCACCUUAAUCAUCUUCUUCAUCAGCAUCAUCAUUAUCUACAUCAUCACGAUCGUCAUCUCCUCCUCCUCCUCCUCCUUCUUCUUCUUCUUUUUCAAUUCCUUCAUCUUCUUCUUUUCCUUAAUCUUCUUCAUUUUCUUUAUCUACAUCAUCGUCAUCAUCAUCUCCUUCUUCACCUUCUUUUUCUUCCUCUUAACCUUCUUUUUCUUCUUCUUCACCUUCUUUUUUUCUUCGUCUCCUUCUUCUUUACCUUAAUCAUCUUCUUAAUCAGCAUCAUCAUUAUCUACAUCAUCACGAUUGUCAUCUACUUCUUCUUCUUCUUUUCCUUAAUCAUCUUUUCAUUUCUUCGUCUACAUCUUCAUCUUCAUCUUCAUGAUCAUCAUGAUCAUCUCCUUCUUCUUCUUAUUCUUCUUCUUCUUCUUCUUCUUCAAUAUCUGCAUCUCCUCCUUUUCCCCUUUUUUGUCUCCUACUACUCUUUAUUCUUGACUCUUUCAAAAUUUCUUUCCUAUACAUUUUCUUUAUAUUCGUCCUUAUUUUAUUCAUUUCUUCUUCACUCUUUCUCUUUCCUAUUUCUUUCUUUUAUUUUCUUCUCUUAUUCUAUUUUCGUCAGUGUCAUUUAUCCGUUUCUAAAUUAUCGUCUAUUCCUUCUCUCUUUAUUUUCCAAAUCUUUCUUUAAUUCUUUUUAUUUUAUUCAAUCAUCUUUCCUUCUUUCUCCUCCCCAACCUUUUUGUUUCUCGCUUUCCCUUCCUCUUUUGUCAUUUUCUUUUUCUUUAUGUUUUCGUUCGCGUGUUACAUUUACUUUCAUUCAUUCGGACAGACUGUUUUUACCUCUUUUACUCUUUCUUCAUUUCCAUUUUUUCUUUUCUUUGAUUUUCUAUCUUCUUCAUUCCCCCUUUUUCUCUUUCUCUUUCUUCUCUAAUUUUCUCUUACUAUUUCUUUAUUUACCCUUUCCUGUCUCUUUGUUUUUUCUUCAUCUUCUCUCUUUCUCUUUUCACCUUUUCCGUAUUACGUUUUUCUUCACCGUCUUUCUACUUCCUUGCUGUGUCCUUCUCUAA
This is a messenger RNA of Acanthosepion pharaonis, 1134 nucleotides long. Lineage: Eukaryota; Metazoa; Mollusca; Cephalopoda; Sepiida; Sepiidae. The record is from the annotation of a GenBank genome assembly.